Messenger RNA from Pistacia vera, 1123 nucleotides. RefSeq names its product F-box protein At3g58530-like. Gene Ontology annotation, cellular component: SCF ubiquitin ligase complex. Lineage: Eukaryota; Viridiplantae; Streptophyta; Magnoliopsida; Sapindales; Anacardiaceae. Gene Ontology annotation, molecular function: protein binding. Gene Ontology annotation, biological process: SCF-dependent proteasomal ubiquitin-dependent protein catabolic process. The transcript is spliced from 12 exons. The coding region runs from base 56 to 1123 and encodes 355 amino acids. The record is from RefSeq and is a predicted model, not a curated record.
ACAGUCCACCUAAACCAAAAUUACAACAUAAGUUCGAUUAUUAUUUGCUCUGUAAAUGAAUCAGAAAAUGGAAGAAGAGAGAGCAAAAGAAGAGGAAACAUGGAGCAGAGAAACAGUCCCAAAAGUAAUGAGAAUUGUGAGCUCAAGGCUCCCUCAAAGAGAUUUAAUUUCUCUUCUUCUCGUUAGCCCAUCUCUUCAUCGUACUUUACUUUCAUAUUCCUCUCUUUGGCUGGUUAUUGAUUUGCGUGAGAUGAAUAAUGCUGGAAAUAGACUUAUAGCUGCUCUUUCAAUGCCUAGAUAUCAGAAUGUGAAACAGAUAAACCUUGAGUUUGCGCAAGAUAUUGAAGACAGACAUCUCGACCUCCUUAAAACCAAGUGUUUGGGUUCUUUGCAAAACCUGGAGUCUUUGAAUCUGAAUGGUUGUCAGAAGAUCUCAGACAAGGGCAUUGAAAUUAUAACUACUGCUUGUCCUAAACUGAAAGUGUUCUCCAUUUAUUGGAAUGUAAGAGUAACAGAUAUUGGCAUACAGCAUCUGGUAAAGAACUGCAAAUAUAUUGUUGAUUUGAACUUAAGUGGCUGUAAGAAUAUAUCUGACAAGAGUUUGCAAUUAGUUGCUGACAAUUAUCAAGAGAUAGAAUCAUUGAACCUGACUAGGUGUGUCAAGCUAACAGAUGGUGGCUUGCAAAAAAUUUUGCUCAAGUGCACCUCUCUCAAGAGUUUAAAUCUUUAUGCCCUUUCUAGCUUCACAGGUGAAGCUUACAAUAAGAUAUCACUUUUAUCCCAUCUCUGUUUCUUGGACCUAUGUGGCGCUCAGAAUCUGUCAGAUGAAGGACUUGCCUGUAUAGCUAAAUGCAAGAAUCUUGUAUCUCUCAAUUUAACAUGGUGUGUACGUAUCACUGAUGCGGGGGUGAUAGUUCUUGCUCAAGGUUGCACCUCUCUUGAAUUUCUUAGCUUAUUUGGAAUAGUUGGGGUGACCGAUAAGUGCCUUGAGGUCCUUUCAAGCUUCUGCUCAAAGACGCUUACAACUCUAGAUGUAAAUGGAUGUGUCGGCAUUAAGAAACGGAGCCGCGAUGAACUGCUUCAGUUGUUCCCAUAUCUGAGGUGCUUCAAAGUUCACAGCUGA